AUGUCUGCCGGGCUGUCUUACCUUUGCCAACGACUGGUAUUGGAAUAUAUUAAACCGAAUAAAAGAAUCCAGAUCUCAAGUCAAUGUUUGAUAAUUAGUCAACUCGAGAAGUUACUCCCUUUUCACCUCGAGCGUUUAGAAUUUGAUAACAAUUUAAUUAAAAUUGACAAUAUCAAAUAUGAAAUUGAAGAACAUGAAGAGGAGCUGGAAGAGAUUCUUACGCCAGGUGACAUCCGAAUUGGUCCCAACCCACGGAGAUACAUUUCGAAAUAUACUGAAAUUACUUACACAAAUCUAAAUUCUGGGAAAAGUUACGCGAAACGCGUACCUCUGGUAUUCCAUGAGGCUAUGAAAAGACUGGGAUGUGCCCUGUUUGAAGGUAGAAAAGAUAUUCGAGUGAACAUAUUAAGAAUUGAUAUUUACGACGACAAAGUUCUCCGUUUGCCUGUUGGAUUUUUGGUACGUCCUGGAGACUUGAUCACUGGAUUCAAUAGUCCGCAAGAUUUUCUGGCAAUUAUUCACUCUGCAAGUUUUCCUUUGAGACGCCUGAAAAUCUGGUUGAACACUCCGGAAAACUUGGAACUUCCUAUGUUAAAGACAGCGGAGCACGUAAUUAUCAACGGUAUCGAAAAUGAAAAUUUUCCGUCUCUGCCAUUCCUCCAUAACCGAUUUGUCACCUUUGAUCUUAUUUGGUCACCAGAUGAGCAAGUAUUUGGCCUAAUCAGAGAAUGGCUGAACUGCAAAGCGAGAAGUACAGUAUGUUUAUUGAAGAUAUUUGAUCGAGAUGAAACUGAAAACUUAUUGAAUGCAGUCAAAAUUGAGUUCGGCGGAGAAAUUAGUGAAAGAGAGGACACGGACGAGAGUAUGCUUACUGAUUCAAUUUGCAUUUCCCUACCAAUGACACCUACUACGGUUCUCAUUCUGUAUGGAAUUGAAAAGGAAGAAGAUUUCUACGUCAGAAUGGAAGUAUUGGCGAAAUAA
Messenger RNA from Caenorhabditis remanei, 981 nucleotides. RefSeq lists its product as uncharacterized. NCBI's taxonomy places the organism in Eukaryota, Metazoa, Nematoda, Chromadorea, Rhabditida, Rhabditidae. The transcript has 3 exons. The coding region runs from base 1 to 981 and encodes 326 amino acids. The record is from RefSeq and is a predicted model, not a curated record.